Arvicanthis niloticus (Nile rat) is the source of this 4374-nucleotide messenger RNA. The record is from RefSeq and is a predicted model, not a curated record. NCBI's taxonomy places the organism in Eukaryota, Metazoa, Chordata, Mammalia, Rodentia, Muridae.
GAGCAAGGUGCAGCUGAAGAUGCUUAGAGGAGAAGAUUGAUGAAUAUUCCUAAUCUUCCACAGGAGAGGUCCCACAGGCCUCACUGUCUCCACUGCCCGUUCUGCUAAGUUGGGCCUCUGGCGUAUGGACUUGUACAUGAUGAACUGUGAACUUCUAGCCACGUGUAGCGCCCUUGGGUACUUGGAAGGAGGCACUUACCACAAGGAGCCGGAUUGCUUGGAGAGUGUGAAGGAUUUAAUUCGAUACCUGAGGCAUGAGGACGAGACUCGAGAUGUACGGCAGCAGCUGGGGGCUGCGCAGAUCCUGCAGAGUGACCUCCUGCCAAUCCUCACGCAGCACCGCCAGGACAAGCCUCUCUUUGACGCUGUGAUCAGGCUGAUGGUAAAUUUGACUCAGCCAGCCCUGCUUUGCUUUGGCAGUGUGCCUAAGGACCCUGGUGUACGACACCAUUUUCUGCAGGUUCUAACCUACCUACAGGCCUACAAAGAGGCCUUUGCGAGUGAGAAGGCAUUUGGAGUCCUCAGCGAGACCUUGUAUAAGCUGCUGCAGCUGGGCUGGGAGGAUCGGCAAGAAGAAGACAACUUGCUGAUUGAACGGAUCCUUCUGCUGGUCAGAAAUAUUCUCCAUGUCCCAGCCAACCUUGAGCAGGAGAAGAGGAUCGAUGAUGAUGCCAGUGUCCACGACCGGCUUCUUUGGGCAAUUCACCUCAGUGGCAUGGAUGACUUGCUCCUCUUCCUGUCCAGCUCAUCCGCUGAGCAGCAGUGGAGCCUCCAUGUGCUGGAGAUCGUCUCCCUCAUGUUCAGAGACCAGAACCCUGAGCAGCUGGCCGGGGUAGGGCAGGGACGCUUGGCUCAGGAGCGAAGCACCGAUGUGGCAGAACUGGAGGUGCUGCGCCAACGGGAGAUGGCCGAGAAGAGGACUCGGGCCCUCCAGCGAGGAAACAGGCACUCUCGAUUUGGGGGCUCCUACAUUGUCCAGGGCUUGAAAUCUAUUGGAGAAAGGGAUGUCAUCUUUCACAAAGGCCUCCACAACCUCCAGAACUACAGCUCAGAUCUAGGAAAGCAGCCCAGGAGGGUGCCUAAGCGUCGCCAGGCUGCCCAGGAGCUGUCCGUUCAUCGCCGCUCUGUCCUGAACGUGAGGCUCUUCCUCAGAGACUUCUGCUCUGAGUUCUUGGAGAACUGCUACAACCCACUCAUGGGUGCAGUCAAGGAUCACCUGCUUCGGGGGAAAGCGCAGCAGCAUGAUGAGACCUACUACAUGUGGGCUAUGGCUUUCUUCACGGCCUUCAACCGAGCUGCUGCCUUCCGCCCCGGCUUUGUCUCUGAGACCCUCAGUGUCCGUACCUUUCACUUUGUGGAGCAGAACCUCACCAACUACUAUGAGAUGAUGCUGACAGACCGCAAGGAGGCUGCCUCCUGGGCACGCAGGAUGCACCUGGCUCUGAAGGCCUACCAGGAGCUGCUGGCCACAGUGAACGAGAUGGACAUGUGUCCAGAUGAGGCUGUUAGGGAGAGCGGUCGCAUCAUCAAAAACAACAUUUUCUAUAUGAUGGAGUACCGAGAACUGUUUCUGGCACUCUUUCGAAAGUUUGAUGAGAGAUACCAUCCACGCUCAUUCCUUCGUGACCUGGUGGAAACCACCCACCUCUUCCUCAAAAUGUUGGAGCGCUUUUGUCGGAGCCGUGGGAACCUGAUGGUGCAGAACAAAAGAAAAAAGAGAAAGAAGAAAAAGAAGGUUCAGGACCAGGGUGCUGCCUUCUCACAUAGCCCUGGGGAACUGGAGGCCAUGUGGCCAUCCCUGUCAGAGCAGCUGCUGCAGUGUGCCCAGGACCCUGAGCUCAGUGUGGACACCAUUGUCCCCUUUGAUGCGGCCUCAGAGGUGCCGGUGGAGGAGCAGCGGGUAGAAGCCAUGGUGAGGAUCCAAGACUGCCUUACGGCUGGCCAGGCCCCGCAAGCCCUGGCCCUGCUGCGGUCUGCCCGGGAAGUGUGGCCUGAAGGAAAUGUGUUUGGCUCGCCCGUCAUUUCCCCGGGGGAAGAAAUGGAGUUGCUAAAACAGAUCCUCUGCGCACCCCUUCCCCGGCAGCAGGAGCCGGUAGAACAAGAUGCAGAAGAGGAAGAGGAAGAGGAUGAGGAAGAGGAGUUGCAGGUUGUCCAGGUGUCAGAGAAGGAGUUUAACUUUUUGGACUACUUGAAACGCUUCGCAUCCUCAACCAUCGUGCGGGCCUAUGCACUUCUCCUGCGGAGCUACCGGCAGAACAGUGCUCACACCAACCACUGCAUUGCCAAGAUGCUGCACCGGCUGGCCCACGACCUGGGGAUGGACGCCCUGCUUUUCCAGCUCUCCCUCUUCUGCCUCUUCAAUCAGCUGCUUAGUGACCCGGCUGCUGCAGCCUACAAAGAGCUAGUGACUUUUGCCAAAUACAUCCUUGGCAAGUUCUUUGCGUUGGCCGCAGUGAACCAGAAAGCAUUUGUGGAGCUCCUGUUCUGGAAGAACACCGCUGUGGUUCGGGAAAUGACACAGGGAUAUGGCUCCCUUGACAGUGGAUCUUCCAGCCACAGAGCCCCUGUGUGGAGCCCUGAGGAAGAGGCCCAGCUUCAGGAGCUAUACCUCGCCCACAAGGAUGUGGAAGGUCAGGAUGUAAUAGAAGCCAUCUUGGCACACCUGAAAGCUGUUCCCCGCACACGCAAGCAGGUCAUCAGCCAUCUGGUGCGGAUGGGCCUGGCCGACAGUGUCAAGGACUUCCAGAGGAAAGGGACACAGAUUGUCUUGUGGACAGAGGACCAGGAGCUGGAGUUACAGCGGCUCUUUGAGGAGUUCCAGGACUCCGAUGAUGUUCUUGGUCAUAUCAUGAAGAAUAUCACAGCCAAACGUUCACGGGCUCGAGUAGUGGAUAAACUGUUGGCCCUGGGGUUGGUGUCUGAGCGGAGGCAGCUAUACAAGAAACGGAGAAAGAAGUUGGUGCCUUCUUGCACGAAUGGAGAAGAGUCCCCGAGAGAUUCUUGGCAGGAAGAUCCAGAAGAGGAAGAGGAACACUUACCAGAAGGUGAGAGUGAAGACGAGAGUGAGGAAGGCUUGCCAGCAGGACAGGUUCAGGGCAGCUCAUCUCUCUCUGCUGAAAACCUCGGUCAGAGCCUGCGUCAGGAAGGCCUCUCUGCUCCCCUCCUGUGGCUCCAGAGCUCCCUGAUCCGCGCAGCAAGCGACCGAGAAGAGGAUGGCUGCUCCCAGGCGAUCCCUCUGGUGCCUCUGACGGAAGAAAAUGAGGAAGCAAUGGAGAACGAGCAGUUUCAGCAUCUGCUACGCAAGCUUGGGAUCCGGCCGCCCAGCUCAGGGCAGGAAACCUUCUGGCGAAUUCCAGCCAAACUGAGCUCCACCCACCUUCGGAAAGUGGCUGCUUCUUUGAGUCAGCAAGAAGAUGAGGAGGAAAGGGAAGCAGAGCCAGAGCCAAAUCCAGAAAUCCCUGGAGAGCAGAGUCCCAGUGAGGAACACCGAGCAGAAGCCCUGAGAGCCCUUUCGUCAGCUCGUAAGAGGAGAGCAGGCCUGGAGUCUCCAGAAGAGGAGGCCCCUGAGGAGGAAGAAUGGAAGUCAGUGCCCAAGAAGCGGCAACUGCUGGACAGCGACGAAGAGGAAGAUGAUGAGGCGGGGAGACAAGCAGUGUUGGGAACUCCAAGAAUCCACAAGAAGAAACGGUUUCAGAUUGAGGAUGAGGAUGAGGAUGACUGAAAGCCAGAUGCCUUUGACAGACCGGAGUUGGAAGGCGCAGAAGACACUUUGCCUGCAUUGAGAGUGACCUUCUCUAUGAUGACAGUGCAGGAAUUUUAGGCAGCAGUGUUGGGUGGAGUCUCUGCAGUCAGUCCUUGCCCCAGGUCCAUCUGCGUGCACAGCCGGUCUCUGGAUCCAUCCCAUAGCAAAUGAAGAGUGUGGAAUGUUGGAGGCGGACUGGACUCACUCGUCUCUGGACUGCAUCCUGGCUUCAGACAGCAAGCUUUACGACAGGACAUGGGCGUUCAUACCGUCCUCACCAGGCACUGGGUUCCUCCCAUUUUCUUUCCAGUGGUUGAUCCCAGCACACACAUUGAGCCGGUUUCUGCAGCUGAGGCCGAGUUGGGAUGCCCUACUCGGGCUGACAAACAUCCUUGAUCUGUGUUUCAUAUUAAACAUGUAAAGUUAAUAGUUGCUGAUGUCAGAGCAACCAGACAGCCAUCUGUUGUGUCUUUGGAAGAACUUUAAGAGUAAAGUUAGAAGACAUUUCCUGAACUGAGUGUGGUAGCAUGUGCUUUUAAUCCCAGCGUGUGGGGGACAGAGGCAAGAGGACUGCCAUGAGGGAGAGGGGAAAGAGUGGAUACACCCUACACCUGGGCCAAUAAAUGUAAAUU